AGGAUGGAACAAUAAAAGAGUUGGUCACCUAAACAAGAAUUUAGCAGUAUGCUCAUCUCACUCAACAUAACAUAAAUAUAAUGUAGCAGGUAUAAUUAGGCACAUAAUUCCUUACUAAUUGAUUAUGUUAUUGACCAUUAAGAUGCUUGAUCUCUUACAAGUUCUUUCCAUCAUCAGUUUCUUGGUUCUUCUGAAGAGUGAUGCUCAGGUAAUGCUUGAAGUUCCUUCAUUGAUGAAAUGCAAAUUUGACAAAAUAUAUCAGUUGGGUGACUCACUUUCUGAUACUGGAAACUUCAUCAGAGAGAGCUUCCUUGGAGCUUUCUCCCCAUUUGCAAAACUUCCUUAUGGUCAACACUUUCCUCAAAAUAAAUCAACUGGACGAUGUUCUGAUGGUUUGCUCAUGAUCGAUUUCAUAGCACUGGGAUGUGGUCUUCCUCUGCUAAAUCCCUACAAGGAUCAAAAUGGAAAUUUUACACAUGGAGCAAAUUUUGCAGUAGCUGGAGCUACUGCUUUACCAGCUGAAAUCCUGAUAGAUAAGAAGAUUAAUUCUAAUUCACUGAUUACCAAUAGUUCAUUAAAUGUGCAACUUGAUUGGAUGUUUACUCAUUUCAAAUCCACUUGCUCUACUGAUUGCUCGAAAUACCUAAAGAAUGCACUUUUCCUGGUUGGAGAAAUAGGAGGAAAUGAGUUUAAUUAUGGUUUAUUGCAAGGUAAAACAUUGGAGGAGUUGAGAGCUAUGGUUCCUGAAGUUGUUCAGAUCAUUAUCAAUGCUGUUAAAACAGUCAUUGGUUUUGGGGCUGUCCGAAUUGUUAUUCCUGGAAAUUUUCCAAUUGGUUGUAUACCGAAUUUGCUGACAAUAUUUUUUACCAAUAAUUCAACUGCGUAUGAUGAAUACCAUUGCUUGAAAGAUUUAAAUAACUUGGCUUUAUUCUACAAUCAUCAUUUGCAAAAAGCCAUUCAAGAAUUGGAGAAAGAGUAUCCAAACAUUACACUCAUUUAUGGUGACUACUACAAUGCUUAUCUAUGGCUUCUGCAAAAUGCCACAAGUCUAGGAUUUGACAAAUACUGUCUAUGGAAAGCAUGUUGCGGAAUAGGAGGAGCAUAUAAUUAUGAUAAAAGUAGAAUAUGUGGAGCUCCAGGAGUUCCAAUAUGUAGUAACCCUGCUACUUACAUAAAUUGGGAUGGAGUUCAUUUGACACAAGCAGCAUAUAAAUUGUUGGCAAUAUGGCUAAUCGAUGACAUGUUACCUAAACUAAAAUGCCCACUUUAGGAUUAUUUUUUUCUACUUUGCAAAGUUCAAUGUAUGGAGCGACCAAUGACUCUUCAUUUUUCGUGGAAAAGAAUGUACACUUUGUUUUAUUUUACUCUA
This is a messenger RNA of Solanum stenotomum, 1369 nucleotides long. RefSeq names its product acetylajmalan esterase-like. The transcript is spliced from 5 exons. Gene Ontology annotation, molecular function: hydrolase activity, acting on ester bonds. The coding region runs from base 125 to 1270 and encodes 381 amino acids. NCBI's taxonomy places the organism in Eukaryota, Viridiplantae, Streptophyta, Magnoliopsida, Solanales, Solanaceae. The record is from RefSeq and is a predicted model, not a curated record.